UGGUGCUUGUCAAAGUCGCGAAAGUGGAAGGACAAAAAGUGACGUCUUACGAUUUUGCUGGCGCGAGGGAGGCCGUGAACUCCCCUGGAGUAGAAGCGAACGGUGCUAAGACGAACAAAUGGGUUCCUCAAUACAAUAGAACAAAUCUAUACCGUGAUGAGAACGAAUUGGUAUUCCGGCGAGUCCGAGGCAUUCUUAACAAGUUAACUCCAGACAAGUUUGACAAGCUGUUUUAUGAGCUUCUCCAUGUUGGCGUUGAAACAAAGUACAUCUUGAAGGGAGUCAUACUUCUGGUGUUUGAGAAAGCUCUAGAUGAACCGGCCUACAGCUCCAUGUACGCCCAGCUCUGCCUGCGGCUCAGUGAGGAGGCUCCCAACUUUGAUGACCCCGGAAAAACUGGAAACUCAACAUUUCGACGCUUGCUGCUCAAACAGUGUGAAGAGGAAUUCAACAACAGAUCUAAAGCUAGUCAAGCAUUUGAUAAAAAAGAUGACCUCACACAGGAAGAGGAAGAGGAGAGAGGAAGCACAAAGCGCAAAAUGCUGGGAAACAUCAGGUUUAUUGGAGAAUUGGCGAAGUUGGACAUGUUGCAUGAAACCAUCCUACACAAGUGCAUCAAACAGUUACUGGAUAAGAAAAAACGAGCAUCGGUCGCGGAUACGUCUGAAGACAUGGAGUGCCUCUGUCACUUGAUGAAGACUGUUGGGUCGAGGAUUGAUGGGCCAAAGGCAAAGCCACUGGUCGACCAGUACUUUGAGCGAAUUUACCAGAUUAGAAGCAGGUCUGAUCUCCCAUCAAGAAUACGGUUCAUGCUUGAAGGCAUAGAAGAGCUACGGACUAACAAGUGGAUUCCACGUAAAGUAGCCAGAGAUGUUGGUCCAAAGCCAAUUAACCAGAUCCGUCAGGAAGCCUUUCGGGAUUUCCCACCCAGUUAUCCUGUUCCUCAUGGAAUGCUGAGGAAUUCCCCACCCCACCCAGGGCCAAUGUUCGGCAGACAUCCAGGUGGCGGAAAACCAGCGAUGCGCCAAAUGGAGCCCAACCAAGGGCAUGGCUUCAAUGAUGUGUUUCUGCGGGAUGAUCCUGGACGAGCGAGGUUUGAUGACUUUGGAGGAAUGAUGGACAAUAAGGCUCCAUAUGGACUAAGUUACAAUGAAGAUGAGUUUGACCGAUUCACACCAAAGGACCCGUGGGCUGGACUUGCUAACACCUCAAUCCGAUCCUCACCUCCUCUGACUGGUUCACCUCCAUCGUCCAGGCACCCCCACUAUGGUGGCUCACCUCCGUCUUCCCGAAACCAGCAAUACGGAUCACGUAGACCCCCACCACGCCCUAUUCAGCUCAAUACUGAUGGCGAGAUAAGCCUUCGUCCAGCUCGAGAUUCCAUUGCAGCUAAGACGCUUGGCCUGAAUACCCGACCUCAAGGAAAAGUGGAUCCAUUGAAUAGAAACAAAGCACCACCUAUCAUUGAGAAAACUAAGCCGAAGAAGCCUCAGGGGCCUAGUAAAGCUGAUCUAGAAAAACAAAUGACAGAGAUUCUAAAGGCAUACCUUGACAAUAAGAAUGACACUGCUGCUAUAAGAUCUAUCCAGGCAAUGAAGACCAAUAAGAAUGGCAAAAUGCAAGUUUUUCAUUCGCUGGAGAUUGGCUUAGACAAGAACGACGAAGAACGCCAUUUGAUCUGUCAGUUGCUGCAAGCGAUGCACAAGGAAGGACUCACCAGCACUUACACCAUACUCCAGGGGCUGCAGGGUGUUUUAGAGGGAAAAGCUGAUAGCGAUGACGGGCACCAUGUCAAGGACUACAUCGCUUGCAUGGCUGCAAGAACCAUUAUACAGGGUCUCGUGACACUAAGUGAUGUCUGCAAGCUUAUGGAUGGUGGAAACUUUUACCCAACUCUUUUGCUCAUCCUUAAGAAGUUGGAGCAACUGAACGGUCAGGAAUGGCUAAUGGAUGCAUUUAAUGAGGCUAAGAUAGACCUUCUGUCCACUCUUCCAGAAUCCUCUCGGAACAGUUGCAAAAUGAUGGUUAUCCUCGAAGAACAGUCUCUCUCUUUCUUGUUCCCUUUGCUGAGGAUUCAAGCCGAAUUGUACAAGAAGAUAGAGGAAGACCCCAACUCUUCUGCCAUCUACAAGUGGAUCAAGGACAACGUGGAUGCUUCACUCCACGACCAGCCGGAAUUUAUUAAUGCUAUCACUACUUGCAUUUUGAGGUAUGCAACGCAGCAGAGCACUUUGGGAAAAGGUGUGGACAUAAGUCUUCCUCCUGACAAAGACCUGGUCGAGAAAGAAAUACACGCCAUCAAAAAGCUUAAGCCUCUUCUGGACAAGUUUUUGCUCGAGAAAAUCGAUCUUCAGGUUUGCGCACUGUACGCGCUGCAAGUCUUCUGCCAUACCAACAACCAUCCAAAAGGUCUGUUGCUACGCAUGUUUAUGCUGCUAUACGACCUCGAGGUUGUGGACGAAGAAGCCUUUGUCAAAUGGAAGGAAGAUGUCAACGAGAAGUACCCGGGCAAAGGGAAGGCACUUUUCCAGGUGAACACGUGGCUAACCUGGCUUGAGACCGCUGACGAGGAAGGCUCCGAAUCUGAACCCGAGUAACACCACAGGGCGUGACACUCGUCACGCAUCACUCUCACAAGUGUAACACUACACUCGGUGACCGCAAGAUCUUCACGCGUGACAUCGCUCGGAAUGUACUUCAAUAUACUGGCAACAGCUAGAAUGAUUGAGAUGGUCAUCACAUGUGAUAAAGGAGAAUCACUGAAGCAAUUGGCAGGAAUUUGGAAUGAAUACUGUAUCUAACGCGAGCAACAAUUACUAAUCUUCUUUUCUUGCAAUAGCUCUAGCUUUUGCUGUCUUGUAAUGAGUGCUGUAUCUAACGCGAGCAACAAUUACUAAGCUUUUUUUUCUUACAAUAUCUCUUGCUUUUGCUGUCUUGUAAUGAAUGCCGUAUCUAGCGCGAGCAACAAUUACUAAUCUUCUUUUCUUGCAAUACCUCUAGCUUUUGCUAUUGUAUUUCUCGUUGUUUAGUUGAAUGCCUUUCUUCUUUUCUUCUUCGUUAUUUUUUCGUCAAGAACUUAUUUUGCCCUCUCGCUCGAUGUAAUGAACGCAAUAAAUGAAGGCCUGUCGAAA
Molecule: messenger RNA, 3131 nt
Organism: Nematostella vectensis (starlet sea anemone)
Lineage: Eukaryota; Metazoa; Cnidaria; Anthozoa; Actiniaria; Edwardsiidae
Product: eukaryotic translation initiation factor 4 gamma 2
Exons: 25
Coding region: 333-2597 (754 amino acids)
Cellular component (GO): eukaryotic translation initiation factor 4F complex
Molecular function (GO): protein binding; translation initiation factor activity; mRNA binding
Source: RefSeq, a predicted model, not a curated record